Durotheca rogersii is the source of this 2484-nucleotide messenger RNA. RefSeq lists its product as uncharacterized. Bases 1 to 2484 code for a protein of 827 amino acids. Gene Ontology annotation, cellular component: nucleus; site of double-strand break. Gene Ontology annotation, biological process: double-strand break repair. The transcript has 2 exons. The record is from RefSeq and is a predicted model, not a curated record. NCBI's taxonomy places the organism in Eukaryota, Fungi, Ascomycota, Sordariomycetes, Xylariales, Xylariaceae.
AUGGCUGCAGCCGGGCCGGUUCUACCUGGCUCCUCACCUUCGAACCAGCAAGCUCCCGGUAGCACCGCUCCCGUCUUCGAAUUUGUCUGUCUCUUCACACGGGACCUCCGGAGGAAGCAGAAACGGUGGCAGGAUGGCAGGCUCAAGUACCACGCCUUCAACCGGCGCGUCAUGGUCUACGAUGACCGGGGCAACUUCGUAGGGGAUACCCAUUGGCACGAGGACUACGAUUUUGGUGAGGGCGACGAGCUCGAGCUUGAAAGGGGGGGCGUCGUUGUUCAGGUAGCCGAAUGCACCGGCAGCCGGGAUCAAGACCUGUCCGAGCUCGUUGACAAGAGGGCCAAAGAAAAGGCGGAGAGGCAGUUGGCAGCGAUUGCACGUCGGGCGCCCGCCCUGGAAAUAGCCGCGCCGCAUGCCAACGCCCCUCACUUUCAGCUGAGGCACAAGCCUCUCCACCAACUGAUCGGCACACCUACUGGACACCAUGGCCGUGCCUCCAUACCUACCGAGUCUCCAUAUGAGGAGAGGCAGAAACCAGCCGAGUCGCCGCGAAAUAACAGUGUGCACCCGGCAAAAAGGAGGAGGCGAGACGUGUCUCCGCCGAGCAAGAACGGCUAUGCUCAGAGCUUGUUUGGCGCAACACUGACAUUGUCCGGUACACCUUCCAGCACGCCGUCGGUACGGAAGAUACCUUUGGGAAGGGAAUCAUCUACCCCCGCGGAAAGCCAAGCCCCAGAAUCUCCCGAUCCGAGUCGCUGUAAUGACGGCGCGGACUCUACGCCUAGAGUAGCACCUAGGACGACCCUGGACUCGCCAGCUAGGCCGCAGACCUUUGCGCCUAGGACGGCGCCCUCAAACCCGCGGCUAUUUCCAACUGCCUCGGCGAAGAGUGCACCUGGGAUCGAGACCGGAUCCCCGCCCACAAUACGCCGCAUUGCCCAUGAUGUGCGUCGGAAUCCCACCACUGGCUCCACGAGACCGAAGAAACAAGAGGAAGAAAAGCAAAUACGUGCUAUCGAGAAUGCCUCAAAACGGGUUGUGUCGGCGAGCCUAAGUCCGCGGCUCCCAGAAGCGGAGGAGACGAUAAAUGGAUCUAUACCGGUUGGUAAAUGCAAGCCGCUGAAUGAUGCGUCCCCGGAGGUUGCUUCGAAGCAAAGGGGUGCCAAUCAGCCUCAGUUCGCAGUUGGUACUGAUGCGUUGCUUCAAAACCGCGAUCUCCUUUCAGGGUUCAAGCCCAAAAGUACGACACGAGAGCUGGGCGUUGGUACGGAGCGCGAGAACCCAUUCCUGGGGGAGCAUCCCCACGAGCCUAGGACGGAACUACGCAUCAGGCCGAGGAAGAAACGAGGCUUGCUCAUGAUUUCAGAAAACUCUAAUGCUGACAGUUUGUCAAAACCACAAACCACGGAGAGUCGAAUGGACGACCGGAAUCAGUCGACCCGGAGAAGUACCGAUUCUGGGGAUUCGCACCGGACUUCGGAUAUCCCAUCUAUACUGAUAGGAAAUUAUCGCAAUGGUAAAUCGCAAAGAGAUCUUCCCGAAGAGAUGGAAGCUCACGACGGGUCCUACGAAGUAAAUAAUGGACAAGCCUUGGGACCCACAUUGAGGCAAAAGAAUGCCGUACAAGUCGGAACAACUCGAUCUUCUAGAAAGACGAAGGACGCCGAACCAGGCAAACCAGAAGGUGAUGAAUUCAGCUUCCCGAACGAUACCCCUGCUCCUCCCCGCCUUGCCAACCUAGGCCGCAAGGGUAUUCGCAGCAAGGAAAUCAUCGGGUUUAUUUUUGAGGAAGAAACAGAAUCUCCCUCUGCGCCUCAACCAAAAACGCACGGUAACGAAAGCGACGGACCGAGUCCCGCUCGCGACUCCCCACCAAUCGGGCCCUUUUCAGCCAAGCCGCCCGCGCCAGAAUCGGACCUUGCCAAUGUCACGAUUGUGAACAGCGUUCUCGAUGCCAAAAAGGGCCCAUAUCAAGAUAGAGCUACCGCCAUGGCAAAAGCAGAAUUACACGAUAGCUCUGCCUCAAGACUUGUCGAGAACCACGGUAAUAUGACUGUGUCUCACAUCGAGGAGUAUACUUCCCGCGCGCAGAAACAGAUUGGCGCGGCAUCAGUCAAAGUCAUUGCGGUAGAAGAUAUGCAGGCUGAGGUUCCUCAAAGUGCAUCGGUGACACAGCGACAGCAGCCGCCGCCAGCUGUUAAGCCCAUAGCGAACCCUGCGACUCGAGGCAAAAAAGCGGCUAAGCCUUCAGAUUCUGCCGGUCAGGUCCCACAAUGUCCUCUGCCGCCAGAAUCGACUACGGGGACCGUCGUGCCGCCUAGGACGCGUGGAGACAAUAGGGCGGUAGCGAGGCCGGGAGGACGGGCGAAUCAGUCAGCCAUCGCACCGCUGACCGGAUUCAAGAGGGCAAACGGAGGGCCGUGGAGCAGGGAGGCUCAUGAUCUCUUUGAGUUUACUCGCCCACCAAAAAAUGUGUGCGGAUGA